AUGGAACGGCUCCGUGCUGCGCUGCAGAAUCCGGACGCCUCGAGCGUGGAGCAGUGCGAAGCCGUUGGCCCGUCGAUCGAUGCUCUCGAAGUUGACGUGGACGCUCCACGCACCGCCAAGCGAAAGUUGGGGGAGGGGGAUACUCUUGCAGCUACUGGUAUGUGACAAAGCAGUGGAAGUGUAUUGGAACAACAGUAACAUUCUGUGCAGCGGUGCUCAAGAAGACAGUGAAUGGGCUCUCGAAGAGCAACGCCCAGCUACAAGCAGACAUACGCCAGUCGCAGUCGGCCAUUGCUCUCCUGGAGAAGAAGUACGACGAUGAGUGCAAGAAGAGACAAUCGUGCGAUUCAGGGGCCGCGGAGGCUCUCGCGCAUCACGCAAGAGAGAAGACGAUAUGGGAUCAAACAAAACAGCAGUUGGAACAUGGGCAGACUUUACAUCGCGAGAGACAGCAGGAGCACGAUGCCUUGAAGCUCCAGUACGAUCUCAUUCAACGGCAGUUAAGCGACAAAGAGACGGCAGCUCUGGAACUUCAACUCCAAUGGGAUAACGAGAAGCUACUCAAAGAUCAGCUUCUGCAGCAAUACAAUGCCGAAAAGCGGCUGUCUAAAGAAGGACAAGAGCAAUUCGAAAAUGACAAGAUCCUACACGGACAAACCCUCCAGCGUUACACGUAUGACAUCAAGCAGCUUCGGGAAACAUAUCACGACCGGGACAAUGAAUGUAAUCGGCUUAAGAUUGACAUCGGGGCCGAGAGAGAUCUUCGACAGCGUUAUCGUGAGCAGUGUGAGGACCUCAAAGGCGAGAUCGCGCGCCUCCGGAUGUUGCUUCCAGAUAUGCGUGACACAGAAAUCCGAUCUCCAGACCAGAAUCGGGAAAGAGCACGCGUCUUUGACUCUCGGACCGACCUUAUUCCACAGUCUUCGUCUGAUGGUCAUCCGAUGGCCAUGAUGUCAGGUGCGGGAAGUCAUACAGAGGAGGAUGUGGCACGAUCAACGAAAGCAGCUGCUCUUGGAGCGUUGUCUCUUCCUUGCCGCGUCAUCCAGGAGAUUUCGACUGAACACGGCUUGGUUCUAGGAGGAGAACCGCCUCAGGAGGUCAUUGAUCUGGCGCGUGUAGUCCUUGCGACGGCACAAAAGAGGUACCCGGACUUCUCCCCGGGCAGGCUACUCGAUAAAUGCAAGUCACCCCAUCGAUGCGCCUAUUCGUCCGUCUUGCGAAGCAACUGUUUUUGGACGGAGACUAAUCCUAUGGCUUAUGCAUGCCGCACCUGUUUCUGUUCCCGGCGGCUAUGCUUCCGCUGGCUGCAGGACAAGAAGACGUUCGUCAUCCUACCGCUUCCGCAUCCAUACAAGGGAUACAUUGGGGACUCACGGCCGAGCGACGAAGAGCGCAACGCAAUAUGGUCGCAAGAAGCUUCGCGAGGUAAAAAUGUACUCACAUGA
This is a messenger RNA of Lecanosticta acicola, 1445 nucleotides long. NCBI's taxonomy places the organism in Eukaryota, Fungi, Ascomycota, Dothideomycetes, Mycosphaerellales, Mycosphaerellaceae. The record is from the annotation of a GenBank genome assembly.